AUAUUCGCACAAAUAGCCUGACAUAAUUUGGAGGCACUGCUGAGAUCGAGAUUAUUUUCUCAUAUUGGUACAAACAGUGAAAAACCAUUCCAAUACUUCUGUCAAGCUAGUUAUUUCUUUUUAUUAAUUGAUUGAGACCAGUGUUGCAAGCUGUGAGAGUGGGAACACCCCAGAGCAAAUGAUCCACGAUGUUGUUCAAUUCAUAUAUACACGGUUAAAAUUUGAUCAAGGGAUGGAUAGUUGGAUUAAUGAUUUGAAGAAAAAUGCUAGAGCAGAUCUUAAUGAUAUCUGGGCAACAGAUGGCCUGGUUGAACGCUAUUUAACAUGUAUGAACUUAGCCUCUAGCAGUUCAGACAAAGAAAAAAAAUUAAUAUGUGCCCUACCUCCUGUUUUAUAUGCAUUAAUGGAGGUAGAUACUCUAUCAAAAGCUAGAAAAGAAAAUGUAGAAAAUUUGAGGUCUCAAUUACAUGAGAUAGAAUCAAAUAUCCAACAUAUGAAAUCUGAGAGAAACCAAUUAGAGAUAGAUAUCUCAAACAAGGAAGCCUUUAUUAGGGACUUAGAAACUGAUGCUGAACAUAGUCGCAUAGCAUACUGUAAGCUCAGAGAGGAUUUUGAAGAAUUAAGGCAACAGUUGUUUAAAAAUCAACAGUCAGGUGUAUAUGGUGUGGAGAGAUUUCCUGAUCCUCCAGUAAUCACUCCCCAAUAUAAAAAUUGGGCACCAUAUGUUCCUAGAGCCAAACCAAUUGAUAAUGUUGAUUCAGAGGCACAAGGUGUUUUGGGCCGGCUGGCUGAAGCUUGCCAAGCUGUGACCACCUUAUUGGGCAAUCACAGAACCAGGACCCGUAUAGACUCCUGUCAAGACUCAUCCCCAGAGAGGAAUGAGCGCCGUAAGUCCCUUGUGUCCAAUGUUUCCUAUAAAAGUUAUGCUUCCAAUCUUAAUACAAGUGGGUCUGAGAGUGAUGAGAGGAAGCGGGAUUCCAGUCUUGUCCCAAGAAGGGGGAAAAACACCCAUAAAAGGGGUUCAAAAGGUAAAAAUCCCCAAUCUCCAGAAGGAAAACAAAAUUCUGCCAGCAUAAUUAAAUUUUUGAAUACUGCUAUACCAAAAUUUUCUAAGAAAGGUUCCUCCCAAAUAGCGACCCAUUUAGAAAUGUAUGAGUCUACUAUGGACUCUUUGGACUUGUCUGAAGCAGACAGAAUCAGGUUUCUUCCAUGGGCCUUUGAUGUCAGAUACCGUCAUUACUUUUCCUCCUUUAGAGAGAGAGGAAUCACUAAAUGGCAGUCAGUCCUACAUGAAGUUGAAUUAGAAUUUGGGCCAUACUGAAAUACCACUGCCGCAAAG
This is a messenger RNA of Xenopus laevis (African clawed frog), 1339 nucleotides long. RefSeq lists its product as uncharacterized. Lineage: Eukaryota; Metazoa; Chordata; Amphibia; Anura; Pipidae. The record is from RefSeq and is a predicted model, not a curated record. Bases 179 to 1321 code for a protein of 380 amino acids. The transcript has a single exon.